Pseudomassariella vexata is the source of this 912-nucleotide messenger RNA. RefSeq lists its product as uncharacterized. NCBI's taxonomy places the organism in Eukaryota, Fungi, Ascomycota, Sordariomycetes, Amphisphaeriales, Pseudomassariaceae. The transcript is spliced from 2 exons. The record is from RefSeq and is a predicted model, not a curated record. Bases 348 to 824 code for a protein of 158 amino acids.
AACAAGAUGGCAUUUGCGAUCGAUGUCGCGAUGUGGCUUUAGUAUGCACCAUCAUACCUCGCAGCCAACGGAUCCCGCCUUGGCCCCAAAACACUGUGAAGGACUCGGCCAACAGCAUUCCCAAGUGCGACCACUGCCGCGUGCAGCGCCAAAAGUGUGUCCCCGAUGAUCGGGUAUGGCCCGCGAGAUGUGAGAGGUGCAUCCAGAGAAGACUUGCAUGUGGUCCACCCCACACGGCGAGGGAGUACAGGGAGCUGUACCAUGAUGAUCAGUCCGCCGGCAGAGCAUCAAAAAGACAGUCAGCUCCUGAGAACGUGCAGCAAGAGCAACACACCCAGCACUCUCUAAUGCCCAUGUACAACUCGAAGUCUGAGUCUUCAAAUUCAGACAGCAGUUCAGAUUCAGAAGCGGAGAACCCAGCUGUCUUACCGGCAACCAUAAGCCCUGCAGUUGUAAACCCCCCAGUCACCAACCAUUCAGCCGCCCAUACUUCCGGACCCAGCCAUACAGGUCGCAGUCCCCCAAUCGCCAACUCAGCAGCCACUAGCCACCCGAAGAGAAAGAGGCUAUCCACCCAUGGUCACUUUGAUGCUCCCGAGGAAGUGUGGAGUCUCCGGACCAGAAACACCGAGCUGGAGAACACGAUUCGCGGAAUGGAGGACGAAUUCCAGGGUAUACUCGACGAAGAACGCAAAAUGCACCGAGCAGAGCUCGAUGACCAGCGCAAGAAGCACGAACAGGAGCUCAAGGCCGUCCGAGAACGGUACGAAAAGAGGCAAGAUGACCUCAUUCAGACCAUAGUAAAACUCUCGAGCGUUAAGUAAAGAUAUGGAUGCGUUGCUUCCCAUUUGACGGGGUAAUCGAUACGGCUGGACUAUGGUAGGCGAAACAGGCGUUUAAUAUAUCGCUGAA